AUGCCGUCUUUACCCAAGGGACUAAUAGAUCUGCUUUCGAAGGGUGUUCCGGAGACUAUUUUCAAGUACAAGAAACCAUUCAUUAUUAAAUUCGGUUCGGUUUCUCUGUCGUUAGUGUUCCUUACAUAUGGGCUAACCUUUGCAGAUACCUCAUUGAACACAGCAAACUCAUACUAUAAUGGUGCCACUGACAAGGAGAAGAACGAUUGGAAGUUCUUGCUGAAGAUUUAUAGUCCGAUAUCGCUGGCGAUCUUACCAUUGACAUUGUCGAUGGGAUCCUUAUAUCUCUCCUCCAGGGUUGUAUCGAAGAUUACUUAUAUUCCUAAGUUACAAGGAACACCAGAAUGUGAAUUUGUAAGAAGCUCCAUGUUUCUUGGGAGACAAAUAAGGCUACGUGCACCACUGGGACAGAUUAGUAAGAGUCAGACUUCUAGGAUAUUUACCGGGGUUGGACCUCAAGGUAUUGACGAUAAGUCUACGUUUAUCUUUUUCCUUAUUGACCGUAACCCCAAGUUGAAGACGUUUUGGAAUAAGUUCUAUAUACUUUCCAGAUCAGGUUCAGUUUGGAACUCUGAUGGUAGAAUCAUCGAUUCGUUGUUUGGUGACGCUAAAGGUGACACUGAAGGUUUACUAAUGAGAAAGAUACAUACACCCGAACAAGUAGCAAAAGUUAAAGUUUUAGAUGAGUUAAUAAAAUCAAGCAGUACUAAGAAGAACAAGUUUCAUUCUGGCAUGAAUAGAUCUGAUAUCAUAAAGAAUAUCGUGAAGAACAAAUGA
Molecule: messenger RNA, 777 nt
Organism: Naumovozyma castellii
Lineage: Eukaryota; Fungi; Ascomycota; Saccharomycetes; Saccharomycetales; Saccharomycetaceae
Gene: MRX15
Product: Mrx15p
Exons: 1
Coding region: 1-777 (258 amino acids)
Source: RefSeq, a predicted model, not a curated record